Molecule: messenger RNA, 1184 nt
Organism: Polyodon spathula (Mississippi paddlefish)
Lineage: Eukaryota; Metazoa; Chordata; Actinopteri; Acipenseriformes; Polyodontidae
Gene: irf9
Product: interferon regulatory factor 9
Exons: 7
Coding region: 57-1184 (375 amino acids)
Biological process (GO): regulation of transcription by RNA polymerase II; immune system process
Cellular component (GO): nucleus
Molecular function (GO): RNA polymerase II cis-regulatory region sequence-specific DNA binding; DNA-binding transcription factor activity, RNA polymerase II-specific; protein binding
Source: RefSeq, a predicted model, not a curated record
GUGUGCGUGUGUGUGUGUGUGUGUGUGUGUGUGUGUGUGUGUGUGUGUGUUUGGCCAUGGCAACAAGGCGAAUCCGUUCCACUCGCAAGCUGAAGCAGUGGAUUGUGGAUCAGGUGAGCAGCGAGAAGUACGCCGGGCUGGUCUGGGACGACCCGAACAAAACCAUGUUCAGAAUCCCCUGGAAACACGCGGGAAAACAGGACUUCAGAUCCGACGAGGACGCGGCCAUCUUCAGGGCCUGGGCAGUGUACAAGGGGAAGCUGAAGCCUGGGGAGAUGGAACAGCCCGCCACGUGGAAAACUCGACUGCGCUGCGCCCUGAACAAGAGCUCUGAAUUCGAGGAGGUCCCGGGACGGUCCCAGCUGGACAUCUCCGAACCGUACAAGGUGUACCGGAUAGUGCCGGUAUCAGAGCAAAGCAAAACGCCAGCGCACGGGCCCCGGGAUUCGGGAGAGAGGGGGAUGAAGAGGAGGAGAGUGAAGAGCGAGCCGCAGAGUGGAUGGGAGGAGGAGGAGGAGGAGGAGGAGGAGGUGGAGGAGGAGGAGAGGAGGAGGAGGAAGAGGGGGGGAGGAGGAGAAGAGGAGAAGAAAACUGAGAGUCCUGCAGUCGUGGUGCAGCCUGUUAUACUGCAGGUGGAGUCAGUCAUGGGUGACAGCAACUUUGAGAAGCAGACGAGCCAAUCUGUAGCAGCGCCCUACAAAACACAGCAGCACUCGCCACUCAAUGAGAUUCAGCUGAACUUCACCAUUGAGACAACCCCCCCCAGCACAGCUCUCCCCUCAAUGCUGAUCACCAUAUUCUACGCGGGUCUGGAGGUGUCCCAGCGGCAGAUCAUGGGUAAAGAUGUGAAGAUCUCGUCCCGGCCCCCCGGGUGCCCCCUCUCCUGCCCCCCCUCAUCCAUGGAGAGGGUGUGGCUGCCCCCAGCCGACAGCCUGUCUAACCCCGCUCAGAGCCAGGCUCUCGCCAGCCUCCUGCCUUUCCUGGAGAGGGGGGUCAUGCUGGCCUGCACCCCCAGCGGCCUCUUUAUUCACAGGCUGUGUCAGGGCAGGGUCUUCUGGAGUGGCCCCGGGGCGCCCCACCACGACCGGCCAAACAAACUGGACCGGCAAGAGGAGCUGGUGCAGCUGUUCGACAAGAAGCGCUUCAGCCAGGAGCUGACGGUGUAUCUUCGACGCCAAACAUGA